CAGAGUUUUGGAUUCAAAGUACGUGGUCAAACAGUUCGAGGAGGCCCAAGAUGGUUGAUUAACGGCCACGAGUACCGUAACUUACAAACCGUGAGUGAUGUCCUACCGGAGUCCCCAGCUGAAGAAUGUGAAAUAGCAUUGAAAUGGAAGAUGUUGAUCAUGAUGAGUUCAGGGAAGUAAUGAAAACUGCUGGAGAAGAAGUAGAACUAGUGAUUGUGACUCCAUCAGAGGUCAAGAUGCUGGAUAUCCCAUCAUCAGUUGUUAUUCACAAGACGGAUGGGAGUGUUUUAACCAUUAAUGACACAGAACUUCUACGGACACAUACCAUAGAUGAAGCACUUCAUUCUGAAAUUGACAAUACUGGAAAACUGGAGGUUCAAGUGCAUAAGCCCCAAGAGCAAGAAAGUGAGAAAGUAGAUCAAAAUUUGAUUGAUAGUAUCAGUGACAAUCUGCCUCAAGCUGACAGUUCUGUAGAUGAAAAUGACACCCGUUGUGACAGCUUGUCAGAUAAAGAGUCUUUAUCAAUUAGUGAAGCAUCUGGAAAUCUCAUAGUGAAUGAGCUCCAAGAUGAAAAUCCUUCAGAGGAAAAUUGCCACAAAGAUGAGGUGAUUAUUCAACAAGAGGAUAGCGAAAAUGAGUCUGUAAAAAUCUCUAAUGGAGAAGAUAAAAUUGAUGAAAGUGUAAAAGAAGAUGCCAAAGAUUGUGAAAAUGCAGAUGUCCCCAUGUUUGAACAAAAUGAUGAGAUUAUUGACUGCUUCAGUGCAGAAGCAGUAAGUAACACAAGUUUUGAUAUAAUAGAGGCUAGCAGUGAUGACGAGGUUGGUCCAAACGAUCAUGGAGAUUGUAUUUCUUUUGUUGAAAGUUUUACUUCAAAUGAUGGUUUCAAAGGUGUAAAUGACUGGGAACAUACAAGAGAAGGUUCAUCUAUAACCAAUGAGGCAGAAAAUUUCACAAGAGAUUGUAGUGCUGUCACUUUGAAAAGGAAAGGUAUUAUCAAGUCACCUGAAAGGGAGGUAGAGGAUAUUCAAAAUCAAAUGAAGUUAAUGUUAUCUACAAUGAGGCACCAAAAGGUGAGACCUUUCUCACCAGAUAUCAUCUCCAACCUCUCACCUUACCACAACAACAAAUGUAUCAGGGAUGGAAAACACACGCGGCGAUCUUGGAGUUUUUCUCAGCGCCCGACUUCUUUGUCAGUUUUGCAUCCAUCAGAAGCGUUACGCUUGGAAAGUCCACAUUUUGAAAAUGGUAUUUCAGUAUGGAGCUCCAAUCUUGCCAAAAAGCGAAAGGCAGGGUCUGUCCCAUCCGAGUGUCUGCCCGGCUCACUCAGAAAAGAUUUUAUCAACAUGUACCGAGCUUAUUCAUCAAGGAAAACAGCAAAUUCAGGACAAAGAACUCGAGAAUUUUGCGAUAAGAAUACUCUCGAUUUUCGAAAGACAAAUAUGCAGCAUAGCCAGAGCGUUAAUAGGUAACAAACUAAACAUUAGUGUUGACAACUAGGAUGCUGUAUUACGUUGUGAUGUUUGGUAGCGAUAUGAAACCUAGCACUGGAAAUAUAAAUUUAUUUUAUGAAGGUUCAUUUUCCUCUUUAGUGGGAGUUUCACUUUGGAAAUUUGGCUUGAAAUGAAUACGUAUUCAAAAAUGAAUAUGACAGUCAAAUCUUCAGCUGCCUGAUUUCGAAUCCUAGUCGAGGAAUCACAUUAGUCAAUUGGAUGAUGUUUCGAUAUUUUUUGGAAGACAGCCUUAACUUCUCUAAUUCUUUUGUAAUAUCUCCAUUGAUAUCGAGUGAUGCUCAGAUAAUUAAUGAGUAAGACCUGAAAAAUCUCUGGAUUGAUACUUUGAUGUAUUUUGACUUCUCGAUAAUUACCAAGCGGCAUCGAUUAUCGUCGAGCUAUGUUACAAUGAUGAUCGAAGAUAUUUCUUAUAUCUAUCAAUGAAUGGUUUACUGUAAUACAUCAACAAUAUUCGAUAAAUGCUUGAAUGGUUAUUGAGUAAGACUUUUAUCAAAUAGAACAUCUUUUAUGUACCGUGCUAAAAAUUCUGCUAUUUUUUCUGUAAACCUUGAAGUUUAAAUCCAUCGUAUAACAAAUGCAGUUUUUAACUCUCCCACACCUAUUAAAAUAAAGGGGACAGAACUUUAAGCAAAUAAGACUUGACUUGUAAAACUUACUUAUAAUCCUUGGUUAUUAUACCUUAUGUGCAGCGAUACGGAACAAGGGGAAGAUGGGGCAGGUGAGGGACAGAAAGUGCCUUUUUGGUCGCAGUGUCAUGAAGUGCCAGGGUCUACGAAAAGAUAGCUUCAUGCCCACCAUUCACAUAGGUUUCCUACAUUUUGUUCAUGCCUAUCAAAGCUUUCGACACAAUUACAUUGAGAAUUGGUGAGAAAUCUUCUCACAACAAGACACAACUCUAAAACAGGGCCUGGUUAACGGUGAUAACAAAAUUCAAGGUCCAGUCUUAUUGUGGGAAAUAAGACUUCAACCUUGGCACAUAAAACAAGAUAAGCAAAUAGCAAAAAUUUAAUCUUGAAAAUAAAAAAAUACUCUGCUCCCUUCUCUUUUGUCACUUGAAAGAUUUGUCUACGACUAGAAAUUCUACAUGAACAAAUUUUCAAAAGAAAAAGUCUCAAAACAGAGAAAUGUACUAUACAAUAGUUUCCGAAGUUAAGUGCAGCAAAACGUAAUUUGAUGUUCUUUGAAGCCAAACUGCAUAGUGUGGUAACAUAAAAAAUUUUCAAGAGAGUUCCCCGAAAUCCCCUCCUUUUAAAUCGGCUAAAAUCCCUCAACUACGUCUUCGUGCUUUUUGUAAAAGUCUGCCCCCAUUUCCCUAUAUACUCCUGGCAUCCUAGAUGUGAAUAUUUCAAAUGAAGCAUUAGUAUAUAUAUGCAAACCAAUAACAUGCUGUUUAUGUGUAUUGCAAUAUUUUUUUCAUUUUGAAGGGAAUAAAUUUUUUUGGUUAAAAUAACUAGUUUAUUUGUUUGUUUUUAAGUCAGAGGUAGCUGUGUAGUUGGUUUGUAAAUUAUACCUAAAGUUGUGCAAGCAUUCUCUUUUUGUGUGUACCAAAUGUAAAAACCUCUAUGUACUUAGUCUUAGUAAACGAGGAUAUCUAUACCUCUGAGUUUAUUCUGUUUUAACUCACUGCGUGCUACUUCUGAACAACUAGUUGGAGAAGCUUAGCUUCUCUAGAGCAAAAUAAUACAAGAACAUAUUAGAAGAAAAAGUUAUCAGUAGAUUUAUUUGUUGCAAAAAUACGAAGUAUGGAACGUGAAUUGAAGCAUUUGUUGAUGCAAAAAUAUUAAAAGUUUCAUAAUCUCCCCUAAUUGCUGUAUCUGUUUCCCCUUUGCCUCGUGCUCCUUUACCAAAUUGUGUAGAGUGUACGUCGUUGUAAAUAUGCACAAUGCAGCGUAUUUCUCAAAUGAAACGAAUAUCAAUCCUCGUUGUAAAGAAUACAUUUGCAAGCUAGCUUAGCAUUCACGUUACUUAAAACUAAGAUUCUCUACCGCCUUGAGCCGUUUCUUGCAUAAGUGUAUGAAAAAUACUCUUCCUUAUUCGUUGCUUAGAAUUUUCUUUCGCCCAUAUACCCGUACAUUUUUUACUUUCAGUUGCCGAAUUCCAAAUUUAAGCAGUAAGUGCAGAGACGUAGCCCUUUCCUAAUGAUUGUCAUUAACAGCCAACCUUCGCGUUUCUACCAUUCUUACGUCUCUGAACAAGUAUUCUAAUGUAGGUAAAACGACUAUCCUUUUUCGUCCAUCUUCGUUCCUAUCAUAAGUCUCCGAAGUUCUCUAUAAAUCAUUCAUUAGAAGCCAAUCUUGAAAACCUUUACUUUAAUAUCAGAUUUAAUAAAUUUGCUUGCACGUAUGUUAACGGCUAAUUUCACUUCACUUUCUUUCAUUUUGCUUCACCUCUUGCCUUAUUAGAAAAUUUAACUGCGCAUGCCUAGUUUGUUUGCGCCAGCUCUUGCUUCACAAAUGUCAAGCAGGUUUAUAGCCACCAAUGAUAGGCAACUGUUUAAGUGGUCGUGCAAUUACACUUACACUUUUGAGAACCAUUCUAGUUUAGAAGAUUUCGGCGGAAAGUUAGGCUUGUAUAACUACAGUGGCGGAUAAAAAGGGGGUAUGGGGGAGCUCAGGCCCCUCUUAUCAGAGAUCUUGUCGGAAAAUCUCGGCUUUCGUCGGAUAACUUACCAACGUUUAACGUGCCAAAAUGACUGCAAGAAAUCGUUCUGAAAGGUAUUUUAAGGAAAUAUAAAGGGCGUUUUUGCCAAAUUUUCCUUUCCACCCCAGGGGCCUCUAUAACCUCUAUGUGCUCUUGAACAUACCUGAUAUACAAUAAGCCAAAACUAAAAAAACAAACAAACAAUAUAUGACAAAAUCAACACUGCUUGCGAAUUGUAUAUCUCAUUUCAAUUCCGAAAAGAGUAGCCGAACUUUCCACCGGAUUCUUCAAAACAAACGUUUUUUUCAAACGUAUUUCCCACUGGAGAAAACAAGAUAAAAUGAAGAAAAUGAAGGUUACAAUUACUUCGCAAUAGUGUAUCGGUCGACCCCUUGUAUCAUCACUUGCCUUAGAUGAGAUAUCAAUCGAUGUAUCAAAAUCAUUAUUGGUUUUUCCUUUGGAUUGGGCGUGGUCAGCAAAGAGUCCGUAAGGGUCUCGCCCCAAAAGCACCUAUUUUCAUCAAAACUUGCAGUGAAAAAGUUUAGUAAAAAUUUGGCAUGAUCCAAAAUGUAACUUUGUUGGAAAAUUGUAGGCCUGAGCCUCCCCAAAUGAAAGCCUGAAUUUCCGCCACUGUAUAACUAGCAAGAAGUUUUAUUUCAUCAUCAAUUGCUUGUUUGGUCAUUUAGUGGUGGGAUGGAUUUGGAAACUAUACCUACCGCCCCUCAGUCCUCAGGCUUGAGUACAACAACGACAACUUUUGAAUUACCAGAGAGCACUAUUUUUAACUAUAUACUCAUCAAUUCUCAUAGGCUUACGUUCAGUACCAUUAGCAAGAAGUGUGUGAUCAGUAAGCCAAGGCCAUCACACAUUGACAACCUAAGGCAAGGUAGUUUUCCCGAUACACAUUGGAUAACAGUGCAUCAGGUUUUAUCCUCAUUGUGGGUAUAUCACUAUACCUGUCAUUGUUCAUAAAUUUUUAGGCUAAAACGCGCAAAAUUCGCCUGCUUUUAGUAUAAACG
This is a messenger RNA of Rhopilema esculentum, 5170 nucleotides long. RefSeq lists its product as uncharacterized. The record is from RefSeq and is a predicted model, not a curated record. NCBI's taxonomy places the organism in Eukaryota, Metazoa, Cnidaria, Scyphozoa, Rhizostomeae, Rhizostomatidae. Gene Ontology annotation, biological process: protein localization to plasma membrane. Gene Ontology annotation, cellular component: apical plasma membrane. Gene Ontology annotation, molecular function: protein binding; protein-membrane adaptor activity.